AUGCUGACACGUGAAACUCUACCAUUUCAAGUAGCUCAGCGCGUCUCUCGUGAGCUCCGGAAGCUUGUAACUGAUCCAUUGGACGGUAUCCGGUACAUACCUCAGGAGAAAGAGCAACUUAACGAGAUUUUUGCCGAAAUUCGUGGACCAGAAGACACUCCCUACGAAAAAGGCUACUUCUCGGUUAAGCUUACGCUCACCGAGAAUUUUCCAGAACAGCCACCACGUGGAGUUUUCCUGACCAAAAUCUUCCAUCCUAAUGUGUCACAGCCUGCAGGUGAGAUUUGCGUGAACACGCUCAAAAAGGAUUGGCAGCCGAUGCUCGGACUCUCUCAUGUGUUGCAAGUGGUGCGCUGUCUGCUCAUUGUACCAUUUCCCGAAUCGUCGCUGAACGAUGAGGCAGGCAAGCUAUUUCUGGAGAGUUAUGACGAGUAUGCACGACGUGCAAAACUAUGGACGGAUAUACAUGCCCCUAAACGAUCGGCUUUGGCAAAUGAGGAAGCCGGCGAAACGAGUGGAGAAGAAGAGAAGAAAAACAAUGAGGUUGUUAGCAACCAAACGGAUAGCCAACACAAACGGUCUGCUGACGGUAGUGUCGAGAUUGGUUUGGAUGCCAUACUUUCAACGCCGCUGAAAAAGGCGAAAACGUCUGGAAGUAAUCCUGGGUCUUCUCUCAAGAAAAAGAAGGCGAACAAGAAGAAAGAGCUCAAGCGACUGUAA
Messenger RNA from Peronospora matthiolae, 720 nucleotides. The record is from the annotation of a GenBank genome assembly. NCBI's taxonomy places the organism in Eukaryota, Oomycota, Peronosporomycetes, Peronosporales, Peronosporaceae.